AUGUCGAUCACAGAUGUUCCGGGGACAGAUCAUCAUGUUGGUGAGAUCAUACCAUCAACGGAUGACGACAACAACGCUAGGGUGGCUGAGGAUCAGCCACAGGAGGAAGGAUCCGAUGAAAAACAACAAAAUCAGAGUUGGAUAACUACAAACAAGUCUACUUUGUUAAGUCAAGACACUGCAACGGACGAAGCUUAUUCACUUGAACCCUCAGAGGAUUAUGCCUUGCACUAUCUUACACAAUCUGUUGUGAAGAUGAUAGAUAAUAUUGGCUUCUCAACAUGUCACGAAUCCGUUUUAAACAUUCUAACGGAUCUUUGCAGACGGUACAUGCAGAAACUUUGGGUUGAUUCAAAAGUAUUCGCAGAGCAUGCUGGUAGACGAUAUCCCAUCUUUGAAGAUGCAAAUAUGGUUUUUGGAAAACUGAUGUUCAGUGCAGCGGAAUUGCACUCAUUCAUGAAGCAGGUACAACAUGAUCCUCUUGAAAACAGUGUGCCACUUUUCCCAGUUAGGAAAUCCUCGACAAAUUUGCUCGGUAUAUAUGGACCAGUCUCAGAUAAAGAAUUGGCAGAACGACCAGAACACAUACCUCGUUAUUUUCCUGCUAUGCAUCCAGAGUGGUGCAUCGAUCAUGUGGGAGUUCGAGCAGUCAAUGUUUUAAUGAAAGAUGCAGCACUGAGGCAAGCGAAAAACAACAGAUGUACACCCCGAGGAAGAGUGACGAGACCGAGGAUUUCUUUUCCUGAUUUUAGUGGAUCGACAGCUAAAGAAUUGGGCUUUGUGCGCCCUCAAAAAUUGCCAUCCAGAAAAGUGAUUGAAGAACCAAGUGGCAUUUCAAGUAGUGCCAAUAUCGCAGCCUUACAGACGACGAGUACAGCAACAAACAGUGCUACUAAAACAAAGCAUAGGAAGUGGUCGGCACAUGAACCUGCUGGUAGUUCAAAACACUGCGAUGAACAUCACGUGAAAGCAGAAACCCCUAAAGAGAAGGAUAUAACAGAUAAAUCUUUCUCACAGAGGUCGAUUGGUAUGUUUGGCAUGCCGCCAUCAGCCUUGGUACAUCCGGAGAAUGUCGUGAUUGAGAAGAUGAAAAAGAAAAAGAAAAGAGACAGAGAUCGAGACGAAGAUCGGACUAGGGAAAGGAAAAUAAAGCAUCGUGACAAAGGGAAGCCUAAAGAGAAAAAUGAAGGAAAUCCAAGUGCAAGUAGUGCAAUUUCGCUGGCAAUUGAAUCUUUUGCAAAUGAGAAGGCAAGCACAAGUGCGAGUUGUUUAAUUGACGUUAAGAGUGAUGAUCAAGCAAAAAAAUCAGCGAACCGAAAGCAAAGCAUUCUUUCAGCAUUGCACAAACAACCGAGUUCCUCGGAGCACCAACAAAUAGGGCGAGAUGUGAUUAAUUUAAAGAACGUUACGAAUGAAAAAUCUCUUAUAGAUGUCCAUUUUUCUCACUGUCUUUCUGGAAGUAGUCGAGAAGACAGAGCAGUUUGCAUAAAGAAGGAAGGCGCUUACAAAUUUAAACAUGACCAUUCAGUGGACUUAAGGGUGAAUGAUGAUCACAGUGCUAGCGGUGCUGGUUUGCAAACGCCUGAAGUAUUGCUACCGCAACAUUCCUCAGUUAGCGCUGGUGAUGUAGGGGAAGAUGGUAUUAGUGAUGGCAGUAAAGCUAUACAGAAAGCAAAGGAAGAAGUGAAGGAUGGAAUUCAGCAAAGUGAUAAAAGAGAUCCAAGUAGAAGCACAGUAGUCGAAAUCGCUAAAGGGAAGUUAGAAAAGCAGAAAUUUGGAGAAAAAGGCUGUGAAUGGAAAAAAGCUGCAAGAAAAACAGCAGCAGAGGACUCUUUAUCAAUGAUUAUUGAUGGCAUCGCCAAAAACUCAACAACUGAUAAUAUUCCUCCGCCUCAAGACCUCAAGGCACUCAAAGUGGUUUUAUCAAGGUCAGCUGGACAGAAAGUAUUCACUGCACUGUCACCAUCCAGUGGCACUGAACGGGCAGCCAAAGAGGAGGAACAGAAAUGUGAUCCAGGAAGUGUGCAGAGUGGUGCAAAUAUAAAUCCGUUUUCAAAUGAUGAAUCACAAGUUGCAGAAAGUAUUUAUGAGAAAAAGAAGCACAGAAAGGAGAAAGAUCGAGAUAAACACCACAGCAAGGAGCACAAACGAAAGGAUAAAGAGAAGUACAAAGAGCACAAGAAAAGCAAGACGAAAGACAAAGAGAAGGAAUAUAUCAAACUGAGGCCUGAAAAACUUUGCUUGAAGAGACCUGGCGAACAUAUCCUGCCAGAUGAAACGCCUACUCCAAAAAUACCGAAACUAAAAAUCCGAUUUGGAUCCAACUCAAGUGGUGUUAGUGCUUCGCCAUCGGUAUCUACAACAUCGACUAUCUUGACCUCUACUUUGUCGUCUGACCAACUGUCAGAGAGAGACAAUCUCUCAUUAGUCGAUCAAAGCAUUCAGAUUAUGCAACCUACAAAUAAAUUAGAGGUUGCAGAGGCGACCAAUCCGUUUCACGCAUCCCUCAAAUCUGAUGUAAAUAUUAAACCUAGAAAGCGGCAGCCAGUGACCAAAGCAGAGUUGAAAGCGCUGCCGAAAUUGCCAUUGAAAGCAAGAACUUAUGGAACUAAAGAGGGAAGUGGACUCACAAGUGGACAAGGACUAGCAGAGGUAGCAGUCAAAACAGUUAUUUCUAGAGCAGAUUCUGAGCUUGAACAAAGAAAUUAUGCGCAACAAGCAACGGGUAAGCGUAUACGCGUGGACAAUGGAAAGAAAGAAUUUCUGGGAAGCUGCUUCGACCCCUAUGACGCUGUUGCUUCCAGUCCGGCAGAGAAAUUGUUCAAAAGUAUGGAGAAAGAAAGAAGUUGUGAAAGUCAUGUCCAAGGCAUGACGCCAAAAGAUUGGGGGCAGUUAGCGUCUGCAGACACUUUGAGCACAUGUUUGACCGAUGGACGACGGCAAGAAAGAGAAUCUUUAAAGAGAGAUUUAGGAGGAUUGAAAAGGAAACCGGAUCAGGUGGAUGUUGAGGCUGAGUUGGGUUCAGUUAAACCAAAGUUCGGAAAAGAAAAGGAUCCUUUUAAGCACACGUGCGACGCCGUAUUACCAUUUGAUAAAGAGAAGCUGUUUAUCAAAGACCGGUCUUUAGGAAAGUUGAAGUGUAAAGAGCCAGAGAAAGAGAAGAGAAGAGAGCGACAUCACAGCUUCGAGAAAGUAAAGGAGAAUGUGCGAGAAAAGGAAUCGCACUAUAUGCAAAAGGCUCCUGAGAAGGAAAAAGAUCAAACCAAGCGAGACGAGAAAGGUCUGGGAAUAGUAGAUGAAAAGAAAGAAGCGCAGCAAGAUCGACAAAGGGAGAAGGAGAGUGAUGGGGAGAAAAAGAAAGGGAGUGAUGAAGGUGAGAAAGGGAAGGGGAGGAAAAUAGAAAUGAUUGGGAUAAGGUCGGGAGAUAUUUCGGGUAGUUGCACUGCUGGGGAUAACAAGAAGCAUCGGGAGAAGGUGGGAAACGUUGCUGGAUUUGAAGGACGACGUAAGCGGAAGAGUGUCGACAAAGAUGAGGAACGUGGGAAAGGUGCGGAGGAUGCGAAGAAAUAUUCGAAAGAAAGGGGAUGCUCUAGCGAAACAAAGGAGAAAGCGAAACACCAUAGCAGAAAAACUGCUGUGGAGGUAAAGGGUAAAGGUCGUGACAAGGAUUUCAAGGAUAAAGAGAAGCGAAAAAAGCAUUCAAGUAGUUGGGAUAGAGAGCACAGCGCUGGAAAAAGCACCAAGGAGGUGGAGAACGUUUCUUCUAACGAAGAUGAGAGUUUUGGCUGUUUGAAAAACGUAAAAAACAAUAAUUCCGGUAAAGAUGAACUUACGGGUGAUACGAACAGUUCCUAUCUUCCGUACGAUGCAAUGCAAAAAACUGAUCGAGUCAUAUUUGCGAAAGAACAGCUAUCAAAGCGAUGUAGUGCUGAUAGUGAUAUCUUUGGAAGCAGAUCAUCGACCGCUGAUUCGCUAACGAAAUCUUCUGAUAAGAAAUCAGCCAUCUUGGAUAGUGAUGACUCUUUGGAUACUAUGUGGAUUUGUCCAGAGUGUUCAGUAGCAUAUGUGGAAGGUGCAACUGAUAUGGUCGGUUGUGAUGCUUGCGACAACUGGUUCCACUGGAAUUGUGUGGGUUUAUUGGUUGCACCGCCAGAUGACGCUCCCUGGUAUUGUCAAAACUGUGCGAAAAAGAAGCUUAAGAAAAAAAACGUUUUGAAGAGCUCUACUUCGAAGAAAGGCAAGAAGUGA
This is a messenger RNA of Cercopithifilaria johnstoni, 4248 nucleotides long. NCBI's taxonomy places the organism in Eukaryota, Metazoa, Nematoda, Chromadorea, Rhabditida, Onchocercidae. The record is from the annotation of a GenBank genome assembly.